Dioscorea cayenensis subsp. rotundata (Guinea yam) is the source of this 1394-nucleotide messenger RNA. RefSeq lists its product as uncharacterized. Gene Ontology annotation, molecular function: zinc ion binding. The transcript is spliced from 7 exons. The record is from RefSeq and is a predicted model, not a curated record. Lineage: Eukaryota; Viridiplantae; Streptophyta; Magnoliopsida; Dioscoreales; Dioscoreaceae. The coding region runs from base 116 to 1087 and encodes 323 amino acids.
AGUGUGGAGUAGCUUUCGCAUUUUGGGAAUUCCCAAAGUUCCCCCACCUCCUCCUCCUCCUUCGCGAAGGGAAGCGGUGGUGGGCGCCGGUGAGCUUCUCGCCUUCUCGUCUCCGAUGGCGGAUCCGGGGAGCUCCUCUCCUCUUAUUGCUCCCAGUCCUUCGGUUGACCCUGUUGGUGAGAUUGACCUGGAGGCCGGCCCUGGUGAUCAGCUGCAAUGCCGCAUCUGCCUCGAAACUGAUGGAAGGGACUUCAUAGCGCCUUGUAAGUGCAAGGGGACAUCAAAGUAUGUGCACAGGGAGUGUCUGGAUCACUGGCGCGCCGUCAGGGAAGGUUUUGCAUUUGCUCAUUGUACAACAUGUAAGGCUCCUUACUACCUAAGGGUUCAUGUCCAUACAGACAGGAAAUGGAGGACAUUGAAGUUCCGUUUCUUUGUGACUAGGGAUAUACUGUUCAUUUUUGCACUGGUGCAGCUGGUAAUUUCUUCGUUGGCAUAUUUGGUGUAUUUGGCUGAUAGAUAUCAAGAUUAUUGGUUGCGAAUGGCUUGGAAAUUUGACAAUGAAAUUAGUUUCUAUUACAUAUGCGGGGCUCUGUUGUUCUUUGCUUUGCUUGGAUUGUCUGGGUGCUUCAUAACUUGUUAUGAUCGACGUGUUCGUAAUGAUCUUGCUCAACCAUGCCGAGAGCUAUGCAUAUGUUGCUGUCAACCAGGUGUGUGUGCGGACUGCCAUCUUCCUGGCACUCUCUGUAUGUGGACGGACUGUACAACAUGCAUUGAAGGUUGCACAAGUACAGCAGGUGAAUGCGGUUGCUUAGCAAGUGCCGGUGAAGCCGGACUCCCGUUGUUGUUCAUCACAGCGAUCAUCGUGCUUGGGCUAUUCACUGUCAUCGGCAUAUUCUACAGCGUUCUAGUCGCAACAAUGGUUGGCCAACGGAUUUGGCAACGGCACUAUCAUAUUCUCGCAAAGCGAAUGCUAACCAAAGAAUAUGUUGUGGAGGAUGUUGAUGGUGAGAUGGCUGAUUCAAGUUGGAGCCCACCACCCCUUCCACCUGAACAUGUUCAGCAAUUGAGAUCUCUUGGUCUCUUAUAAACCAAACACAAAUUCACAAACUAUUUCAUCAUUCAUCUCAGAAGUUCUUCAGGGAGUUGUUAUUUGUGGCAUCCUCUGCCAUCAGCUCACUCUCACUGCAAAUACAUCAAUCAAAGAAGCUCAACCUCAAAACUAGUAUUGUUUAUAAGUGCCUCUUCUCAAGAAGACCAAUUCCUAUUUUUCUCUUUUUUUGAGUUUUUAAUUUAUUGUUGUAUAACUUGUUAUUUGUUCAUGAAUUCUUGCCCCGCUUUCUUUAUAUUGUUUUGGGCGCUCUCACAGCAUCAUAAUUCAUAUAAACGUCAUGCUA